Messenger RNA from Lepisosteus oculatus (spotted gar), 2627 nucleotides. The record is from RefSeq and is a predicted model, not a curated record. Lineage: Eukaryota; Metazoa; Chordata; Actinopteri; Semionotiformes; Lepisosteidae.
GGUUCCCCCAUUCUCUCCCUCUCUCAGCCAUUGUCCAGUGGCGGCCCUCGCAGUGGGUGGGGCACAGAGGAAGUGGGCGGAGCCGGGCGGAUGCGGAGGGAGCUACGCGAUUCGCUCCCCUACGAGGCCCAGAUGGUGAUGUCAUACCCUCCUCCAGGGGCGGGCCUGGGGAGCGAGGGGCGGAACAACGAGAUCUUCUACCAACCGGGCACCGGACUGGAGGGCUGGAAGGGGCGUGGCGUAGGAGAGGCGUUGCAGCAAUUGGUCGAUGACGACAGGAGGCGGGACCAAGAGGCCAUCUACCUUGCCGGAUUGCUCCGCCUCCUCAGUGAGAGCUACGGAGCCCCCCAGAAGCUGGGGUUGGAGGAGACUGGAGACUUUCAGGGCCCUUACCCCCCCGAUUACGACGAGACGGAGCAGGGGCUCAGCAUGGACAAGCCCCAGGCCGCCUGGCAGGGCCUUCUGGACCCCCAGCUGACCCAGGCUCUGCUGAACCGCUACAGGCAGGAGAGGCUGAGGCAGGCCAGUCUGCCCCCCACCAGCAGACUGCUGACCGCGGACAGCCGCAGCGGGGGGCCGGGCGGCGAGGAGGGGGAGGAGGAGGUGCUGAGGUACCUGGUGGGGCGGGUCCUAUCCAGCCUGGCGUCGGAGACCCCCCAGCAGACCCCCUCUCGCCUGGCCAAGAGGGACCUGGCGGCGGCCGGCGACCGCCCCACUCCCCCCCUGAAGAGGCCCCGCCGCUCGCUGGACGACGGGGCUCCCCCGUCCCCCAGGGUCGAGCCGUCGCUGCUGCGCGUGAAGCGGCUGGGGGACGAGGAGGAGGAGGAGGAAGAGGAGAGGGCGGCGGCGGCGGGGGGCGCGCGCGCCGGGCUGCAGAGGAUGAAGCGCAUCGACAGCGAGCUGCAGGGAGGCGGGAGGCCGGCCCGCAAGAGGCGAGCCGUGACCUAUGACCCCGACCUCCUCGCACAGCGGAUCCUACAGUACCUGCCCGAGUAACAUGGGGGGGGGGGGGGGGGGAGGGGAAGAAACAGCUCAGAUUAACACAACACACACGCAUGUACGCACGCGCAGGGGCAACUCCGCCGUGACUGACGUUACACCCGGGGCAGGGACAGCCAGUGCAGGUAACUCCAGUCACCCGGAGCUGCCACCUCACACCCAAUACUAACUCACAGGGGGACUGGUAGAAAGAUUCUUCUCCUCCAGAGCGUCAUCAGCCAUCCCCUGAUCUUCUGAAAAAUGCACACAGAAGGCAGGGACGCCAUGUAGGUUUGUCAGAGAGACUUCUUUUCUUUCGCUUUCAAUGUAACCUGGAAAAUAAGCAGUGAGUUUUGUUUUGUUUUUUUUAAUUCGUUAAACUAUGUAGAGUAAAUUGUGGCGCUGGAGAAAAAAAACAAAACAGCAAAGUUACUUUCGCAAAGUCACCCUGUUGUUCCUCAAGCCCCUGGCUCCAUACAUCAGUUCAGCAGUGUAGUUCUGUUCCAAUCCAUCCCUUGCAGAAAACACAGGGCAGGAGACAUGCAUUUAACAGAGUCAUCUCCUGCUGCACACAACACUCCAACAGUCAGAUACCAGGUGCCCAGCAGGGAACUAGUGGCCCAUUUGUAAAAUACAACUGCAAUAAAGUCUGUUUUUAUAUGGUGUUCCUCCUCCAAACAUUUGCUGGCACUUCAUAAUAAAAAAUACACCGGCCAGUCACCCAGAAUAAACUGUUGCACAUGGAGUAAUGCAUGUAGAGCACUGCUCUUCAGCUGUGCGGCUGGAGGGGGGUGUGUUUCUAAAGGUUCCAUUCCACUCGACCUUAACGAGGCAAUUAACCAAUUACCACCUAAUUGGUCCUGUUAGCCUCUGUCUCCGGAUCUAAAGCAGGUACUAAAGUACAGCGGGACAUUAAAAGCUGAGGAACACGGACACAGACAGGCCAGCCUCCCUGCUAGAAUAUUGCCCCUGAUGCUGCAUACUGGUGCGACAGUCGCCACAGCUGCCUGCCUGGAGACCGUCCAUCUUGGCUCAUCCAGGCUUCUCGUGAUAUAAAAUACCCACCUUCAGUUCCCUGUAUACUGGGGCCAGAGCCCCAGCCCGUACUGCAGAGGGAAGAUGAGUCUGGUCUAGUUGGACAGGUUACUCUCGUGCUUUCUGGAAGGGACGGAAAAAAUAGGAUUACGAGCGGAAAACCUCUCAGUCCACACCCGUCCCCUCCUCCUGCCUCUCUUCAGUCACAGUAUCCCAGUGUAUCCAGUCGCAGCACCGACAGCACAGCGCCGCAGUGCACACUCUGAGACAGCGGGGGCAGUCCUGUUGGCGAUCCGCUCCUGGCCCUGUUAGCUCUUCGCUGUCCUCUCCCCAGCUCUGCAGGGGAGCCCUACGUGUCAGUGAUAAUCAGGCCAAUGAAUGUCCUGCACGUGACUGAACCACUUUUCACCUCCUAGGUCCCCCAUCUCUCUCUCUCUCUCUCUCUCGCUCUCACUCUCUCUAUUCUGUGACUUUGUGGACAAAAGAAAACUCUGUGGUUGAGAUUCUUGUGGCUUUUCCGAUACCUGUGCAUUCUCUAAGAUCUUGUACAAAAUAUAUUUUGCUCGCUGAUGUGAUCAACAAGAUAUUCUAAUAAAUGAUUAUGUGGAAGAUGA